Molecule: messenger RNA, 4235 nt
Organism: Nothobranchius furzeri (turquoise killifish)
Lineage: Eukaryota; Metazoa; Chordata; Actinopteri; Cyprinodontiformes; Nothobranchiidae
Gene: eml3
Product: EMAP like 3
Biological process (GO): microtubule cytoskeleton organization
Cellular component (GO): mitotic spindle
Molecular function (GO): microtubule binding
Source: RefSeq, a predicted model, not a curated record
GAAAGGAGUCUUCAUCUUCUGUCUUCAUUGCUGGAACGUAAACAGUUUAGAAGCGAAUGCAUGACCUUGAGGCUGUUUCAUGCACUCUGGCGCUGUGUCAAAGGGAACAGUGGUUAGAGGAUAAUAACCCUGACAAAUGGCUCCUUCAUCACGUUACAGCGGUAAAAUGCUCCGUUUUGUCAGCGCCUGACUGGUUGUGUGUUUUGUUCCAAGUUUCUAAGAGUAAAAUAGAGCUAAUGGCACCGUGAGUUGUUGAAGUUUGUGGGAAUGGCUAAUUUUCCGAUGCUGACUGAGAUCACGUGGAAGCUCAUCUCUGUCGUACAUCAGAAAAUAUUGACACACGUCAGCACUAACUCACACGUACAGGAAGGAAGAGAAAGUUUCCCACAGCUCUGUUUCUGCUCUGACGGGACUUCAGACCAUGGUGCAGGGGCGUGCAGGAUGUUCAGCUGUGUAGAUCAAAGGUCUAAGCAGAGCUGUGGUGCCUACAGGCCGAUGAGGUCGUCAUGCGCCAGCCAUGGGUGACCGACAGAACACGAAUGAUGUAUCAGCAGACAGCUGUGCUGAUUAUCCUGAUCGAGCUUCCGCGAUGGAGGUGCGUUUGCAGGCACAGGAGGAUGAGAUCACACUGCUGAAGUCCUCCCUGGCUGAUGCUCUACGCCGGAUACAUGUUCACGAUCAGCUCCUCCCGUUACUGAAGCAGCAGCUGAUAGCAGUGAACCCAGGUGCAGCCCGGGUGUUGAACCAGGCGUAUUCAGAUGGUUGCGCCGGCAGCAGAAGACUCUCUUCAUCCUCAACCAGUGAUGGAAUCCACCUACCUGCUGCUGCCAGCCAACUGUCAGACAGCAUCCUGCACAAUUCUAAUGGCCCUAUGGGACCUCCAAUGUCCACAAGGCUUCAGAGUAGACCAGCAACACUGGACAAGUCCACUCAGACACAGACCGCCAUGUUGUUCGAAGAUGGAGAGCCGGACAAGGUCCUACUCUCAAGAGAAGUCCAGGAUCUGCACCUGGAGGAUGCCCUCCCUCCAGGUCAGCCUGUGCUUGAGGAGGUGCAAGCAAAGCUCCGUCAUGAUCCUGGCGUGGAGGACGAGAAGGAGGAUGAAAAACAUAGUCGGCAUGAAGACAAGGACCCGACUUGGACUUCAUCAGUGGAGGAGACGAUUCAGCCAACCACGGUAAGAUGCCUUCAGAGGGAGGACUCUCGGGAUGGAAGCUGUUCUCCAGAGGGUCCCAGCUCUGCUCCAGCCUCACUCAAAGGGUCCGACCAAAACCUCAGCUCACGCGCCGGGCCCCUCUCCAUCAUCCAGGAAAGACAGAAGACAUUGCUUCGUAGAAACAGCGAGAAGCUAUCGUACCCAGAGAAGCAGAGGAAAUGUCUGGACAAGAAGGCUGCCUCUUCGGCAAACCUUCUCGCCCGCUCCCCCAGCCUGGAAAACCGUGCAAAGGAGCUGAUCACCAGUGCAGGAUCUCCUGGCUCUAGAAGAGGAACGUACAGCCAAGGACAGUCCAUCAAAAUGUUCAUCCGUGGCCGACCCAUCACCAUGUACGUCCCCUCCAACAUCCACAACUAUGAAGACCUGAAGAUGGAGCUGCCCUCAGAGAGACUGGUGCUGGACUGGGUCUAUGGUUACCGGGGACGGGACUGUCGGGACAAUUUGUUCUUCCUUCCGACAGGCGAGGCAGUGUAUUUCAUCGCCUGUGUCAUUGUGCUGUAUCACAUCAACAAACGCACACAACGGCACUAUCUCAAGCAUACAGACUGUGUCCGAUGCCUGACCCUUCAUCCUGACAAAGUACGAGUGGCAUCUGGCCAGACAGCAGGCAUGGAUAAAGAUGGGAAGCCUCUUCAGUCGUGUGUCCAUAUCUGGGACUCCAACACUCUGGUGACACUGCAGCAGAUAGGCCUGGGAACCUUCCAGAGAGGGGUGGGGUCACUGGCCUUUUCCUUUGCUGAUUCUGGAGCAUUUCUGAGUGUAAUCGAUGACUCCAAUGAACACAUGCUGUCUGUAUGGGACUGCACAAAAGGGACAAAGCAAGCAGAAAUCAAGAGUACCAACGAAGCUGUGUUUGCUGUGGGAUUCAGUCCAACUGAUAGUAACAUCAUCGUCACCUGUGGAAAAUCUCAUGUCUACUUCUGGACUCUCAGCGCGGGACAGUUCACCAAGAAACAGGGCAUCUUUGGGAAAUACAAGAAGCCAAAGUUCAUUCAGUGCUUUGUUUUUGGCCUCACUGGAGAUGUUUUGACUGGAGAUUCUGAAGGGAAUAUCCUGACGUGGGGAAAGUCAGCUGCAGAUGUCAAAACUCUUGGUAAAGGAGCCAAAGAGACCUUCCAGAUAAUGAGACAGACGCGCGCUCAUGAAGGCAGCGUGUUCACCCUGUGCUCCCUACAGGGCGGCGCUCUGCUCAGUGGGGGAGGGAAAGACCGUAAGAUAAUCCGUUGGAGUGCUGACCUGGCUCCCGAGACCGAGUGUGAGAUUCCAGAAAGGCUUGGAACCGUGCGCACUAUUGCAGUUGUAGACGAGGGGGAGUUCUUGGUUGGUACAACACGAAACGCCAUCCUUAGAGGAACGUUUUCUGAUGGGUUUGUUGCCAUAGUACAGGGUCAUGUAGAUGAGAUGUGGGGUCUGGCUACACACCCCUCUCAGAACAUCUUCCUCACCUGUGGCCAUGACAGACAGGUGUGUUUGUGGAACACGGAGGACCACAGUAUGGACUGGUGCAUCACACUGGAGGAGUAUGGACUGUGUGCUGAUUUCUGUCCCAGUGGAUCAGUGGUGUCCGUCGGCCUCAGCACAGGAAGGUGGGUGGUCCUGGACCUGCUGACCAAGGAGGUGCUCUCUGACUCCACUGAUGGGAACGAGCAACUGUCUGUCAUGAGAUAUUCACCUGAUGGAAGCUUCUUAGCUGUUGGAUCUCAUGACAACUUCAUCUACAUCUACAGCGUGACUGAGAGUGGCCGCUGCUACAGCCGCCUAGGGAAGUGUAAUGGACACUCCAGCUUCAUAACUCACCUUGACUGGUCCAAAGAUGGGAAAUACAUCAUGUCCAAUUCAGGAGACUAUGAGAUCCUUUACUGGGAAAUUGGAGAUGGAUGUAAGCUGCUGAGGAACCGCUUUGAGAGCAAAGACAGAGAAUGGGCCUCUUACACGUGUGUGCUGGGCUUUCACGUGAUGGGUGUGUGGCUGGAAGGCUCUGAUGGGACGGACAUCAACGCUCUGUGUCGCUCUCACAGUGAGAGGGUGGUGGCCGUGGCCGAUGACUUCUGUAAGGUCCAUCUCUUCCAAUACCCCUGUCCUAAACUGAAGGCGCCAAGCCACAAGUACGAGGGUCAUGGCAGCCAUGUCACCAACGUCCGCUUCACACACAAUGACUCCCACCUCCUCUCAAUGGGAGGGAAGGACACCUGCAUUCUUCAGUGGAGGGUGGUCAGAGGUGGGGCAGGGAGCAGCAGGGAGAGGCUGCCCUCAGCUUCGUCCACUUCCACCAGCUCUCCGGAGCCUGCAGCCAGCUAGUGAGGGCUGCAUCCAUGGAUUUUGACCUCUGCUGUCAGUUUCAUCUUGACUUUUUUUUUUCAGAGAAAAGGACCAUAUUGAUAUCAUGCCUGAAACAUGUAGGUCCUUAUGAAACUGACCAGUGUACUACUUCCUGUAAACAUUCUGUUGCGUUUGCAGCGAGGAACCAUACAAAGUCAUGUUUGGUUGGUUUUUAACUUUUUCUUUGGUUCUUCUUAAGUCGUCAAAUGAACUAAAGUGUUGCUGAAGCCAUUUACAACAGGUGAUGACAAAGAUGUUUGACUUGUUUUUUUUUACAGUGUUUGUUGAACAUCCAAGUUCGGGACCAAGCUGAGUUUAUCCUCAUCAUAGAUGAGGAGGAGACGAACCCUUUCCAUUUAAAUCAAUGUUGAAUCUCUUUCCAAAUGGUGUUUGUGGCAAUAGAUCCGUCUGUUUAUAAAGUUAUUUUUGCUCUCCAUGUUGCUUAGUGCAAGUUCUAAAAGGGUAGACUGUACGGUGUGUUGUGUGUAAGUCGUCACUAGGGGACAGUGGUGGCCCAUGAACGGAGCUGCCGGGUCGGAUCUCUGUUCAGCAGAGACCUGCUGCUAGUUAGGACUAGAUCACCAGGUGUUCCUGUUAAAGCUUUGGGAAUAAUGUAGAUGGGAUGUAAACGAAUGUUUAACCGUGUUUGAUUCUAACUGAUCUUACAAAAGCAAAAAGCCAAUAAAAGCAUAAAACUGUU